Molecule: messenger RNA, 3477 nt
Organism: Lampris incognitus (smalleye Pacific opah)
Lineage: Eukaryota; Metazoa; Chordata; Actinopteri; Lampriformes; Lampridae
Gene: pcare1
Product: photoreceptor cilium actin regulator 1
Exons: 3
Coding region: 1-3477 (1158 amino acids)
Source: RefSeq, a predicted model, not a curated record
AUGGGCUGUUCUCCAUCCAAGGGUAACAAUUUUGGGACUCAAGGUCCAUUUCGAAAGGGUAGAUUGUUGCUGCCUGGGACCCAAGAAAAUCCUGGAGAGUCCCAGUCUGACGAUGGAGAGUGUAAAGAUUCAAGCGGAAUAACAGAUGGGGAUAUAAGGGAGAGGAAACCAGUUGGGCAAAACAACUCGUCACAGAGGGAAACUCCUUUAACACCUCAAAAAAAGAGAUCUUCUGUUUCCGAGUUGACCCCAGAAGUGGUUAACUUGGGAAAAUUGGGCAGUCAAGGAAUCGACAACACGCUAGCACAGGGAAAAGAGAAACAUGGGGAAAAGCAAGAUGUUAUAGACAAAAAGUCCUCCAGGAAACCAAAGAAAAACAACAGGAAUGUUAAAUCGACAAAAAAGAAAGAGAAGGAGAAAAAAGCUCCAUUUUCAGAGGAGAAAGUUGACUUUCCAGAACCUCUGGUAAAAGCUCACCAAGCUGCUUAUGCUUUUCUGAAUCCUAGUAUAAAUAAAUACGACAUUCUCUUGGGGUUUUUGGAACAGGUAACCCAAACUCAGGUUUCCGUACAGCCUAUGGUUGCUUUCCUGGCUCUACGCUUUGAGGAAAUUAAUCGGGGACUUGAAGAAAUGGCAGACGAGGGGGAAAAACUUCUGAAAGAAAAUGGAAAGCAUCUCGCCUGGCCAAGUCAACUGAAAAAUCGAUCUUCCCCUCCUUUGAAGUCUGGCUGUGCUACCGUUGAGCCCCCACCUGAUUUGUUGCAGCAGCUGCUUCAAUAUACAACACAGAGAAUGCGGAAUGUGAGCCACAGUGUUGGUAGAAUCGGGGACUCUGCUUUGGAGGAGGCAGUUGAGUACUUCACCUCUGUCUCUGAGCUUUUGGAGGAGAAACUGAAAGCCAAGCGUGUAGCAGAGGCCAGGCUAAUGCAGCUGUUAACUCGCAUUGAAUCUGCAUCCAUACGCAGGCCCGGACCAGAAGAUUCUGCUCUCUUCAGUGAGGACAGUGGUAUUGGGGCAGAGAGUGAAUCCCUUGCAGGAUCUGAAAGACGUCAUAGACGAGGGAGUUGUGAAUCUACUGGGACAAACCGAAUGACCCCUGACAGUCCUAUGGGAUACAGCACUGUGACUAUUAGGCAAGGAGGGAUGAGGCGAAAGGUUAUGUGCAAAAUUAGUCCAAGUGUCUCCCUCAACUCGAUUGAUUCCACGUGUACCAUUAUGGCUAAGGAACAAAAUGACACAGAGUCCCUGCUGGGAUCAGCUUCUUUAGAUGAUGGGGAAGAAGAUAAUAAUGACGAUGAUGAUGAUGAUGAGGACGAUGGAGACAUGGGAGAUGGGAAAGUGGAUGUUAGAAUGAGAUCAAAUUCUUCAUCUCGUGACCCUGCUCAACAACCUCGACGUCUACCAUCAAAGCGCAUAGAAAAUCCUAAAAAUGUAGAGAUGACACUGAAGAUGAAAGAUGCUAUAAGUGGCCGGAUACAGUUUGUCCAAUCAUCGCAAUGUAGUGCCAAAACAAAGAUAAGUGACAGCCCUAAAACCACUAGACGCCAGUGGGCAGAGGAUGAGGAGCAAAGCCGGAAGAGACCUCAGACGGUAGCGCCUAUUCGGAGGGCAGCAGUAAAAAAGACCCCAGCUACUAAAGAGCAACGCUCUCGGUCAGCAGAGUCUCUGCGGAACAAAGCUGAAGAUCCUACUCUGGCUGAAUUGGAGAGAACCCAGAAGGAUCUAAGCCACAGGCUAGAGAGGAUGAGCAAAGGAAGGAUAGGAGGGAACAGUGGGACUGUUACAUCUAAACAAAGCCAGGGAAACUCCCCAGCACAGUCUUCAGCUAAAAAUCGUGUACGCCCUUCACAAGAGAAGAACAACAAUCUGCACCCAACGAAAGAUAAGGCAGGCCCUAGGAAGGGUAACAGUAAAGAUCGGGAGUUAACUAGUGAUAUAGAAGAUGAAAACAAAACGAGAGACAACAAAACAUCCAAGGGUCCGCUGAAAGCCACCCCGCCCCCUACCCCUCCGUUAUCGCCACAACAAUCUGUGGGAUUUUGCAGAGGCAGGAAUUCUGUCAAAAAACUUAUUGACACCUUCAGUCAAGGGAGAGAGGAACAACAGGGUUCCAAAGUUUUAGGGCCCCUCAGAGGUGUGCGAAAAUGUGGAGUUCCUGUGUUGCCAGGUUUAGGAAAUGUAGAGGCUGUCCUCAGUACUGGCAUAACCAGCUGUAGAGUUGAACCAACAUCGUCUGAGAAAACUGAUGCUUUAGAUCUGGAAAGUCUCCCACCGCCUCCACUCGAAGUAUUAAUGGACAAUUCCUUUGAAGGGGCCCAGAAUCUUUCAGCUCGUGUAUCAGACGAAGGGGCUGCCAAAGGAAACAAAUCACCUGCUUUAAGAAGGCCUGUAGUAUCACAGCGUCUAAGGGCCUCUGUCCAGUCAGGGACAGUGCUGCCUAGCAAAGGCCCUCCACCACAGAGUUACAGCAUAGCAUCCCCUCAGGACACUUCUGUCCAGUCAAGAAUAAAUCCACCAGAUGUUCAUCCAGAAAUUGAUACAGAAAAAGAAACAGCUGCCUCUCUGUACAAGCAAGCUAGGAAAAUCAUACACCUGCAGCACUCUGCAGACUCUCCUCUAGAGAAAUCCCAUAAAACUGCAUCAAUAGAGGACCAAGAUGGAGGCAGCCUUCUAGUGCCUAGACCUAACAUUGCAAUGUCUUCAGUGCCUCCAACGUCAGUAGCUAAUAGCCAGCCACCAGCCACCCCACCAAUGUCUCGGGCACGGAUGCUACCAUCCACACCCUCUACUCCAAAAAGCUCGAAUCGGCGUUUUCCCAGUCCCCAGAAUUUCAGAAGGCAGCCUACCCCACCCUCUUCAUCUGGUAGCCCCCCAGUCUCCCGAAAACUCCCUACUCCACCAGCAGCUCAGAGGAGACUUCCCAGUCCACCCGUUUCAAGGCAAAACAUUUCAAAUCAAAACUCAGCCCCCUCCUACUCUUUCAAGGCACCAUCUCCGCCAGCCUCACCAAAAGUUCAAAGAUGGUCAAGAAACAACAGCAAUGAAGACUCCCCUACUCCUCGGCUAAUGAGCAACGCUCGCUCUGUCUUUUGCCCUGCUUCUCCAUCUUUGUUUGAGGCCCAGCCUUGUCGAGUGCCCCAACCUCCCCAGGCAUGGUCCUCUACUGGGGUCUCUGUUCUCCCACGUCCUUGGGGCUCUAACGGCAGGUUUCCCCUAUCUGUGCGAGGGCCACAAUCUUUCAUCCGACGCAGCCAUUCAGACCGAAGGCCCAGUCUAAGCUUGCCACCACGGUCACCUUGCAACAUUUCAGUGGCGCACACUUGUGGGAGUGAGCCAGCAAUAAGCACACAAGGGCUGGAGGAUGAACCAACCCGGGAGGAUGAAAUGUGGAGUAGCCAGUCAGAUCUCAGAGCAACGCCACGCUCUGCUUCACACCCGGACCUGUGUGUUGUGGGUCAGGCCUUCAACAGAGAAUGA